AUGCUCGCCUUCGCCAGGCUCCCCUUCUCUUUCCUCGUCUCCUCUCUCGUCCUCGCCUGCACCGCGCUUCCCGUCCAGUCUUCCGAGCAUGACCUCCUCGUGCUCACUCCCGAAAACUUCGAGUCCACCGUAGCCGAGGGUGUCUGGUUCAUCGAGCACUUCUCCCCCUACUGCCACCAUUGCCGCGACUUCAUGCCUCUAUGGACGCAGAUAGCCCGGGAGUUUGAAGCCAAGCCCGACCCCGGCAUCCGCCUCGCCCAGGUCAACUGCGCCGUAAACGGCGACCUCUGCGCACAACACAAGGUGGACGGCUACCCUCAGAUGAACCUCUACCGCAACGGCGAGUUCGUCGAGACCUUCCGCAAGUCCCGCAACCACGACAUCCUUACCAACUACCUCACCUCCCAUGCCGAGCCCCGCAACCCACACGCCGCCGAGACUGCUCAGCCGAGCAGCACCACUGUGGAGGCGGCGGAGCCCGAGAACGACGAGCUGGUCCAGGAGUUCGCCUCGCACAAGGACGCGAACCCGGGGGGCAUCGUACUCUCGCUGGACGAGAGCAACUACCAGAACACGAUCGACGAGGGCCACGUCUUUGUCAAGUUCUUCGCCCCUUGGUGCGGCCACUGUAAGAAGCUUGCCCCCAUCUGGAACCAGCUCGGUGCCGCGAUGCAGCACAGACUCACCAUCGCUGAGGUCAACUGCGAAGCGCAUAGCGCGAUUUGCAAGAAGGCGAGCGUCACCGGCUACCCCAUGCUCAUCUACUUUGGCGGCAAGGGCUCUGGAAACACUGAAUACACUGGUGGCCGCAAGUUCGACCAGCUGAAGGCAUUCUCAGACAAGGUUUCUGGCCCUGGUGCACAAGAACUCAAGUUCGCAGAUCUGGAGAAGACCGUUGCGGACAGCCCUGUGUUCUACCUUUUCCUCCACACCUCGGCGCAGAAAACCAUCUUCUCGCAAGUCAUGGACGCCUCCAACGUCCUCUUCGGCUCCCCCGCGUUCUACACCUCUACCUCGAGCGCCUUCUACGACCACUUCAACAUCCCCAAGGGCACCGCCGCCAUCCUCGCGCUCAAGGACCACGACUCCGCCGUCCCCGCCGCGGUCCACACCAUCCCAGCCCUCAUCACCACCACAUCCGAGCGCCAAGAGCUCGUCGACUGGCUCGUCCGCAACCGCCUCCCGACCGCGCUCGAGCUCGAGCAGGACAACUUCCAGGACAUCAUGAACGCCCAGCACAAGCCGCUCGUCGUCAUCGCCCCCGCCGCCAAGGACUCCAAGGCCGCGACGGCGAAAGCCGUCACCGACCUCGCCCGCCAGUGGCGCGACGCGAAGGAGACCGCCCCCGUCGUCUUCGCCUGGAUGGACGCCGACCGCUGGGGCGCGUGGCUCAAGAGCAUGUACGGCCUCCGCGCCGGCGCCGGCGCCGGCGCGCCCGCCGUCGUCGUCGCGAACCACGCGCGCCUCGUCUACUGGGACACGGACCCCUUCGGCGAGAAGCUGCAGCUCUCGCAGUCGAGCCUCUUCCCGACGAUCAACAGCGCCGCGCACGGCACGCUCGCCUACAAGCACUCCGAGAACGUCGUCGAGCGCCUCGCGAGGUUCCUCAACGGCAAGCUCAUCAGCCUCGAGACCUACGUGAGCACCAACCCAUGGCACACCGCCUUCUUUGCCGUCGCCGUCCUCGUCGCGCUCGGUCUCGGGGUCCGUCGGCUUCUGGCAGACGAUGAUGCGAGGGAGGGGGGAUACUAUCGCAAGGGCGACCGCCUCGACUAG
This is a messenger RNA of Epithele typhae, 1776 nucleotides long. RefSeq names its product thioredoxin-domain-containing protein. Gene Ontology annotation, molecular function: protein disulfide isomerase activity. The transcript has 9 exons. The coding region runs from base 1 to 1776 and encodes 591 amino acids. The record is from RefSeq and is a predicted model, not a curated record. Gene Ontology annotation, cellular component: endoplasmic reticulum. NCBI's taxonomy places the organism in Eukaryota, Fungi, Basidiomycota, Agaricomycetes, Polyporales, Epitheliaceae.